AUGGCUUUGCCACAACAUCCCACGCAUAAGGUCAAUGGCAUCUGCAGCAGGCUUGAAGCGGCCAUUGACCACUGGCGUCAGGGCAAGACAAACCUGGUUGAUACGGGCCACACCAUCAGAUCCUUGUUCCUCGGGGCUUCCUGGCCACCCCCGGUCGCGGCUGCGAUUGAGGCUGCUUCCCUUGGCCUCGGCGCCCAGGCGGGGGUGGGCGAUCCGAGCGUUGCAGUCAGGUCAAGCGCCACAGCAGAGGAUCUCCCUACCGCAAGCUCUGCGGGGCAGCAAGAGUCGUACCUGAACGUACGCGGCGCCGAGGAGGUGCUGGCCGCCUGCCGGCGAUGCUAUGCGUCGCUCUUCACGGACCGGGCCAUCAGCUACCGCGAAGCCAAGGGAUUCAACCAUACGAGUGUGGCGCUCUCGGUUGGUGUGCAGCAUAUGGUCCGCGCGAACCGGGCAGGGGGCGGGGCGGGGGUCAUGUUCACGAUCGACCCGGAGAGUGGCUACGACCAAGUGGUUCUGAUCAACGCGUCCUGGGGUCUGGGCGAGACUGUCGUGCAGGGCACGGUCGAUCCAGACGAGUACGAGGUGUUCAAGCCGCUGAUUGGUAGUGGGGGCGGUGUUGUCCCCAUUGUGAGCAAGACGUGUGGAAGCAAGGCCAUCAAGAUGGUGUAUGGAGGCGAGGCAGAGACGGACGCUCCAACGACUAGCGUGGCGACGACCGCGGCCGAGCGUGCGAGCUUCGUGCUCAGCGAUCAUGAAAUCUUGCAGCUUGGACGAUGGGCAUGUGUGAUUGAGAGGCACUACGGCUGCGCCAUGGAUAUCGAAUGGGCAAGAGAUGGAGUUUCGGGCGACCUCUUUGUGGUCCAGGCGCGACCCGAGACGGUGCACUCGCAGAUGGGCCGGCCUGGCUCUUCUGGCGAAGUAGCUCAGACAUAUGUUGUCCGUGAGCCUGGACCGGUCCUGGCCACUGGGCAUGCCAUCGGGACCGCCGCAGUAGCAGGCCGUGUCUGCCACAUUAGCCUCAAAUCAAGAAAUUCGUUCCAAUUCUUCUUGGACUUUCGCUUUAGCGUCUCCAAAUCGGGAAAGGCUCGGGACAUCAGACCAAUCGUCCUCAAGAAGCCUUUCAAGGAGGUCUGUCUGGAGUACCUGAGCACUUAA
Messenger RNA from Microdochium trichocladiopsis, 1155 nucleotides. RefSeq lists its product as uncharacterized. Bases 1 to 1155 code for a protein of 384 amino acids. The record is from RefSeq and is a predicted model, not a curated record. The transcript has 5 exons. Lineage: Eukaryota; Fungi; Ascomycota; Sordariomycetes; Xylariales; Microdochiaceae. Gene Ontology annotation, molecular function: pyruvate, water dikinase activity; ATP binding. Gene Ontology annotation, biological process: pyruvate metabolic process; phosphorylation.